This is a messenger RNA of Musa acuminata subsp. malaccensis (wild Malaysian banana), 1852 nucleotides long. Its product is annotated as rhodanese-like domain-containing protein 4, chloroplastic. NCBI's taxonomy places the organism in Eukaryota, Viridiplantae, Streptophyta, Magnoliopsida, Zingiberales, Musaceae. The record is from RefSeq and is a predicted model, not a curated record.
ACCGCCAAGGCAUCAUCUUAUCUAAUCUUCUUCAUUCCACAUGGCAAGCAGCCAUUUGCCAUUCCUUCUCACCAUCACAAACCCAAUAAGAAGUCGGACAAACUUACCCCUUCCUUCCCUCGGGAAACUUCUCUGCGUCUUUGAGCUCGCAAGAUCCCCAUGGAAUGAUGGCAUCUCGACUGUUUUGCUAGCCUCCGCUUGCUGUUCCCUCUUCAGGCGCCUUGGAGACCAAGAUAAUUAUGCCAUGCAAGUCCUCAAUGCAGCAGGCCUGGCACCAGUAGCCUCACUCCACAAGGCCACUCCCUCCCUCGAGAGGAGACCCGAGCCUAGGCGGCUCCUCCAAUUCAGGCUCCCCAAGCUUGCAGCCCUCUCCUCGAUUUUUGGUGCUGGUGGCCUCGCCAAGGCCUUGACCUACGAGCAAGCUCUCGACCAGACCGUCGGCAGCUCCUCCCUCGACUUCGAUGUGGGAGGUCUCCUCGAUGGGAUUGUGAAUUUUGGGACCGAGAAUCCCCUGCUCCUCGGCGGUGGCGCCCUGGUACUAGCGGUGCCCCUCAUUCUGUCGCAGAUCCUGAAAAAGCCCAAGAACUGGGGCUUGGCGUCCGCCAAGAGUGCCUAUGCUAAGUUGUCCGAGGACGGGAACGCGCAGCUGUUGGAUAUAAGGGAAGGGAAGGAUUUCAAGGAGGUGGGCAGACCGGAUUUGAGGGGAUUGAAGAAGAAAGCGGUGGCGAUCGCGUAUAAAGGGGAAGACAAGCCGGGGUUCCUGAAGAAGCUCGAAUCGAAGUUUAAGGACCCAACCAAUACCACCUUGUUCAUUCUCGACAAAUUUGAUGGUAAAUCUGAAUUGGUUGCGGAACUGGUCACCGUCAAUGGUUUUAAAGCAGCUUAUGCGAUAAAAGAUGGUGCAGAAGGACCUCGGGGAUGGAUGAAAAGUGGUCUUCCAUGGGUGGAACCAAAGAAGACUUUAACUCUUGAUUUUGGUGAUCUAAAGGAUGCAGUUACUAGUGGAUUUGGAGAUGGUUUAGAUGGUCUUCCAAUUACUCUUGGACUUGCAGCUGCCACUGGCUUAGGUAUAUUUGCUUUUACAGAGAUAGAAACUCUGCUCCAGGUUUUAGGGUCUGCUGCUCUUGUUCAGUUAUUCACCAAAAGAUUCUUGUUUGCAGAAGACAGGAAGGUUACUCUUCGACAGCUUGAUGAGUUCUUGAACACCAAGGUCGCUCCUAAAGAACUAGUUGACGAGAUUAAGAUGAUUGGCAAGGCUCUCCUACCAGCAGAUUCUAAUGCGAAGGCUAGUCUACCAGCUCCCACAGAUGCUUCAGCAGCUCCUGCUCCAACUCAAAAAACUGAUGCUGUAACCUCAACUGAACCUCUCCCAGCAGUCAACUCAGUUCCCAAAGCUGAAGUCAAGGAAGAGUCACCUCCUGUGACACCGAGACCUCUUUCACCUUACCCAUAUUAUCCGGAUCUCAAACCUCCAUCUUCACCUUCUCCGUCACAGCCGUAGAGGAUCUGCUUCGUUAUGUUGGUUUCAUGGGAUCACUCUUCUCAAAUGCAUGGUCGGAUGACAGAGCGUUCAGUAGGAAAAGAUGUUUGGAAGGCCAGAUAUCCUCAAAUUGGUUGAUUUAAGAUAUAGUUCUAAAAAGGAUAAUUACAUAUGUAAAUUGUUCAUCGAUAAGAACUGUUACAUGCAUUUUCUUCCCUUGGUUUUCUUCAUGGAAAGCAGAAAACAGUUCAUGUGCUUGUUACUUGAGAUACCUCUUCGAGUUUUGAGUUCUGAUAAAAAAAGGAUCAAAUAUGAGUUAUCGGGAGUGUGUUAUGGAACAUUUUAUGAAGAAUGGAUAGUAACUUUCAGGAA